Molecule: messenger RNA, 793 nt
Organism: Olea europaea var. sylvestris
Lineage: Eukaryota; Viridiplantae; Streptophyta; Magnoliopsida; Lamiales; Oleaceae
Product: NAD-dependent protein deacetylase SRT1-like
Exons: 4
Coding region: 133-543 (136 amino acids)
Source: RefSeq, a predicted model, not a curated record
CUAAGGGUAACUAGUGUACAUGGAGAAAGAGCUCCAUUGCCAUUCAUUAACUCAGUCGAGGUUACCUUCCCCGAGAGGCCAGAACUAAAAUCAGCUCUACUGGAGAAGCAACCUUUCUUACUAAAAAGGGAAAUGCUCAAAUCAAGACCUUUUAAAAUGGUUCUGAAGGUUAAUUUCAGUGAUGGCUGUGGCUGUCCAUUUACCAGCUUUGAGUUCCCAGUAAAUUUUCAGAAACAAACAGAAAGCACUAGCCAGGAUAAAAAUGUUGUAAUUCAGAAGCUGAUAGACACAGCAAUGCAAGAUGAAUGCUGCGGGAAGUUCUCUUUAGUCGAGAAAAGUAUCCUUUCAGGCCUGAAAAAGGAAAUUGCCAUCUAUGCCGGCACUACGAACAUCGUUAGAUACUGUGAUUUUUCAUCGAGCAAAGGCUUUGGCAAUAUCAAGUGGGCAGGUAAACGAGAAAGAAAGGAAAUCAAUGUCAAAGGGAAAGGUUGCUCGGUGGCAAGGCAUGAAGACGAAAUUGUGAAGAAAUUGAAGGUCUGUUGAAUUUGUUCUUUCGGAGUAUAUAUUUUCUGGAAUCUUAAUCAUCAGGAGGUAUAUCAUUAGCUGUACAGUAACACUGCUAAUUAAUAGGUAAGAGUAUGAUUAGCUUGUAAAUCUUUUGGAAAGGCUCGAGUAUAUUUUGUGCACUGAAACCGAGUCUCAGUUGGGAAUGUUGAACUGGGCAGUAAAUAUUGUCAUAUGAUCUGUCAGUUGAACUGUAAAGCCUUCUUUUGCAGUGUUUCUUACUUAACCA